Molecule: messenger RNA, 1571 nt
Organism: Phyllostomus discolor (pale spear-nosed bat)
Lineage: Eukaryota; Metazoa; Chordata; Mammalia; Chiroptera; Phyllostomidae
Gene: TPK1
Product: thiamin pyrophosphokinase 1
Exons: 6
Coding region: 337-927 (196 amino acids)
Biological process (GO): thiamine diphosphate biosynthetic process; thiamine metabolic process
Molecular function (GO): ATP binding; thiamine binding; thiamine diphosphokinase activity
Source: RefSeq, a predicted model, not a curated record
ACCGUCCGAUGCCUAGUGGCUCUAAACAGCAGUGUGUUAGUGGGGUUCGCAGUCCUAAGGGACAGCUAGGUGGAUCCUGUGGGUUCACUGGUGUCAGUCAUGUGGUCAGGUAGACCCUUGCUGAUGACGUCAGCAGGUGGACAGGACUCGCUGUCGUGUUGGCAAGUUGGCUGCCUGUAAGGUAAGCUGGGCCACCUGACUUUUCUCUCUCACCCCGAGUCUUUCAGUCUGCGCCUCAGGCUUGCCCGUCACUGUUCUCAUGGCAACCGGGGAGGGUCCCAGGAGAACAGAGAGGGGCUGCGGCUGCAUGGAGGCCUCGUGCGCACCUGCAAGGCCAUGGUCAUUGCUUCUGCAUUCUGUGGAAUAGAGCAAGUCUCAAGCUUUUUGCCUGAAUUCAUCAGCGGAGACUUUGACUCCAUUAGACCCGAAGUUAGAGAAUACUAUGCUGCCAAGGGAUGUGAGCUCGUUUCAACACCCGACCAAGACCACACGGACUUCACCAAGUGCCUCCAGGUGCUCCAGACGAAGAUCCAGGGAAAAGGCCUGCAGGUGGACGUGAUCGUGACUUUGGGAGGACUGGCCGGGCGUUUCGACCAGAUCAUGGCGUCCGUGAGCACCUUGUUCCAGGCGACUCGCAUCACCCCUGUGCCCGUCAUAAUCAUCCAGGAGGAGUCUCUCAUCUACCUGCUGCACCCAGGCAAGCACAGGCUGCGCGUUGACACCGGGCUGGAGGGUGACUGGUGUGGCCUCAUCCCCGUGGGACAGCCCUGCCAUCGGGUCACGACCACGGGCCUGAAGUGGAACCUCACAAAUCACAUGCUCAGUUUUGGGACACUGGUGAGCACCUCCAACACCUACGACGGAUCGGGGGUGGUGACCGUGGAAACGGACCACCCGCUCCUCUGGACCAUGGCCAUCAAACAGUGACCUCCAGCUGACCUUGCCGCUCAACAGCGGUCUCCUCGGGUGGCGGGCAUCGAGGCCUCACGGGAAGCCGCUAGUUCUAAAGGUGUCAAUGUUCAGAUGAUCCAGGUAGCAAAUGACAGACUUUAGUUUCAUAGUCAGGGGAAAAUCAUUAUUUUUCAGAAAAUAAAUAAACUCUACUACCUUCCAUUGGAAAACUAAUGUGGACCGUUUCACUGUACAGUUGAGGACUGAUUAUCCUUGUGUCAUUCAUCAUCCCGCUCGCACUUGGAAAACGGCUUUAACUUGAAGCUGGGAAGGCUCGGGAGGCUCCCCGGUACCUGUCACACACGCCGCCUCCUGCUCACCCUGCAGCCCUUACCGCCAUGGACUGCUCUGAGCAUCUGUUAGUAUCAGACCCCUCCGUGUAACACAAACUGAAAGGUCACACUGCACCCCUUUCCUUUGGCCUUAUCGCCGUCUUUUUGGUGCCUCCCAAAAAUGGGAUUCAUUGACCUCACUGUUAAAUUUGAGAACAGGCCGUUCUGGAAACUCUAGUUGAAAAGAGAAAUGGCGUGAGAGACAGAUGACCGGUCAUAAAGCCCCACACAUGCCCCGGUGCCACGCUGGGGUGCGGUGACCAGACACACAGAGCAGCCUGCCCCCCU